Haplochromis burtoni (Burton's mouthbrooder) is the source of this 6731-nucleotide messenger RNA. RefSeq names its product brevican core protein. Lineage: Eukaryota; Metazoa; Chordata; Actinopteri; Cichliformes; Cichlidae. Gene Ontology annotation, biological process: cell adhesion. Bases 355 to 4842 code for a protein of 1495 amino acids. The record is from RefSeq and is a predicted model, not a curated record. The transcript is spliced from 15 exons. Gene Ontology annotation, molecular function: hyaluronic acid binding.
UGACUGUGCUGCAAUAUCAAUACCUGCAGCAGCUUCAGCAGCUCACUCCGGACCGCUGCGCUGACUGCUCUCCCCUCACCCUGGUUCAUCCAAGUGACGCUCAGCAUGCGCCAUCUCCAUCCCGAUUGUUGGGUGAAAAAGUGGGCAGUUCAGGGUUUCAUAUCUGGCGUCACUUUCUCCCAACUCCCUCUUUUCUCCCCGAGCCUCUGAGUGUGCCGGUCCCAGCCACCGUUUACCUGCGCAGAGCAUCCAGAGCCGCUUUUCCCGUGACAGGACAGUCGCACUGCAGCACGCUGACAGGCGCUCACGGAAAAUACUCUUUACAGCAAAGAAGUGCAACCUGCAUCAGCUGAGAUGCUGCUGAGAGUCAUCCGACAUGUGCAGAUACUUCCACUUCUUUAUGCAGUCUGCCAUCUCACACUGGCCUUUCCCACCCAAACUCUACGGUACACAUACGAUGAGGUGGAGCAGCUCCACGUGAGCAUCCCCCACUCAGGACCAGUUGUUGCUCCACUGAGCAGCUCCAUUUCCAUCCCUUGUGUGGUGUCUCUGUCCCCCAUCUCCAACUCCACCUCCGCGACGCCUGUUGUACCGAGGGUCAAGUGGUCAGUCAUAUCAAGGGGGGUUGAAACGCAGAUCUUAGUGGUACGGGGUCACAAGGUGAAGGUCAAUGAAGCGUACCGAGACCGAGCGGCGUUGCUCAACUACACCUCCUUCCCUGAUGAUGCGUCACUUUGGUUGGGAGAUCUGCGCUCCAGCGACUCGGCUCACUACCGCUGCGAGGUGCAGCAGGGCCUGGAGGACGCCAGUGACCUCGUGGAGCUCAAGGUCAAAGGUGUUGUGUUCCACUACAGAGAUGCUUUGGGUCGGUAUGCCUUCACCUUCCAUCGGGCCCAGAGGGCUUGUGAGGCCAUCGGGGCACGAAUCGCCACCGCCGACCAGCUGCUUGCAUCUUAUUACGACGGAUAUGAGCAGUGUGACGGGGGCUGGCUCGCAGACCAGUCUGUCAGAUAUCCAAUCCAAGUGCCUCGUGAAGGCUGCUAUGGAGACAUGAAUGGGCAACCAGGAGUGAGAAACUAUGGGACAAUGGAUCCAGAUGAUCUGUUCGAUGUUUAUUGUUAUGUAGACGAAAUUAAUGGGGAGGUUUUCCAUGACUUCAUCCCACAGCAAUUAACAUUUAAUGAAGCGCAGUCGUACUGCAGAGCUGCAGGGGCAGAGCUGGCUACAACAGCACAGCUUUACUUGGCUUGGAGUGAAGGACUGGACCAUUGCAGCCCUGGCUGGCUGUCUGAUGGCAGCGUGCGGUACCCCAUCAUAACCCCAAGGGAACGCUGUGGGGGUACUCUGCCUGGCGUCAAAACUCUCUACCAAUUCAGCAACCAGACUGGCUUCCCAGAGCCAUCCAGCCUUCAUGAUGUUUACUGUUUCAAAGAAAACAGAAAUGCUUCCACUGACUCUCCGAUGGACUAUGUGGGCACAGAACCUGAAGACAUUGAACACAAUGUUGUUAUUCUUACGGAAAAAUAUCAAGAAAUUCAGUUGAACCAACUAGCAGAACAGGUGGAGCGAGAGGCCCAGAGCAUGCUUGAAUCAUUGCCUUAUUUUACUGUCUCUGUAACUACAGAAAGCCCGGUUGAUACACACCCAAUGCUGAUAUCAGACACAACAGAGUCUCCCCUCCACACAACCCCUGCACUACACGAGCCGCUCGACCAAACUUUAUCUCCCACAGAAAUGAGCUACAAUUCCCAGCAUCCUACAGCACUGAUGAGCAGCACUAUCACAGAAACCCACAAUUCAGCAGAGAACACAUCAUUUCUGCCCACUGAUUACAAUGAAACAUAUUCCAGCCAGAACUCGAGUCUCACCUUUCAGCAGUCUGAAAGACCCACAUUUGAGCCUGAGAUGCAGAACCAGACAGAGCCAGACACAAAUAUUGAAGUAAACACAGAGCCAUCUGGAACUCUGAAUGAUACCAAAGAAGUACAGCAGACCACCCUGUCUUUUAACAAAUCAGAACCCAACUACAGUGAGACCGACAGCAACCGUACUAAAGAGGACAGUUUAUUGGAGGCUACUACUUUAACCCUUAACCCCAUGGUUGAAGUGGAGCUGGAGGAGACCCGUGUAGACCCUGAGCAGAUGUUUCCCCCAACUGAGGCCUCAAAAGAAGAAGAAGAAGAGGCAACACUUCUUACACAAUUAUCCCAAACUACUGAAUCUACUCUGGAGGUGCUAACCUCAGUGUGGGCUCCUUUGGAUGGUUCUGGAGAUAUUUCUGAAGAAAGCAAACUCGAUAUGAGUCCAGCCAGUUUCAUCUCCACAUCAGAUUCCUCAACUUCUGGCUUCACCACUCACCUGUCUCCCAUUGCUUCUGCCAGCAGCACCCAUGCUGAACCUCAGACAGUGGUUCCACAUUUGACAGCCUCAUCUCAGUCACCCCUUUCUGACAAACUGGGCUUGGAUAUUCUUUCUACAGCCUCACAGCUGUGGGAGUCCCCCAACUCUAAACAGGAGGGAAGUGCAAGCUUAGAAAUUGAAGACACGCUCAGUUUGGAAAAUGAGGAUAAAAUGCUGCCCACAUCAAAAUCUGAAGACCUGCAAGUGUCUGGAGCAAGUUCAGUUACCACUCGCUCUCCAGACGUCUCAAACACUUCUCACUCAUCCACCAGUUCGCCCACAGCACUAUAUCUAACAUCAGGCUACAGAAUGUAUUUGGAUACUAUGACCGAUACUUAUGAAGAAGCAAGUGGUCAUGUACCUGAUACACUUAGGACCACCCUUCAAGAAGACAUAAAAUUUGCUCCAACCUUUGAAGGUGAAGUGUCUUUAACUCUUGAAGAGGAAGCCAACAUUUCCGUUUCUCUGGAAAAAGAAAUAAAAAUUUCCCCAACCCUUGCUCUUCAAAAAGAAGCAAAUGUUUCUUUAAAUUUUGAAGAAGAGAACAUUGUUUCUCCAACGGUUGAUUUUGAAGAAAAUGUUUCCUCAGCCCAUGAAAGUAAUGCUGUCCCAACUGCUGUUUUUAAAGAUGAAGAAGCUAAUAUUACGCCUACCUUUGAGUAUGAAGAAAAGAUAAAUGCUUCUUUAACCCUUAAAGAGGAAGCUGAUGUUCUCCCAACUACUGUCAUUGAAAAAGAACCUAAUCUUUCCUCAAACAUUAGCUUGCAAGAAAAGGCUAACACGUCCUCAGCUCUUGAAAAAGAAGCCAAUAUUUCUCCUACCUUUGAGUAUGAAGAAAAAGCCAACACCUCUUCAACCCUUGAAGAAGAAGCUAAUGUUUCUACUACCUUUGAGUAUGAAGAAAAGGCUAACACGUCCUCAGCUCGAGUCUUUGAACAAGCUAAUGUUGCUCCUUCCUUUGAGUAUGAAGAAAAGGCUAACGUGUCCUCAGCUCGAGUCUUUGAACAAGCUAAUGUUGCUCCUUCCUUUGAGUAUGAAGAAAAGGCUAACACUUCUUCAACCCAUGUCUAUGAACAAGCUAAUGUUAGCACAGCUCUUUUUACUGAGAAAGAAGCUGAUGUUUCCUCAGCCCUAGAAGAAGAUAGUGAUUUUUCCCAAACUGUUGUGCUUGAUGAAGACGAAGCCAACGUUAUCCCAAUCCGUGUCUUUGAAGAAGAGGCUACUGUUGCCCCGACCCUCGAAGAUGAAACUAAUGUUUCCCCGACAUCUCAAGAGAAAACUGAUGCCUCUGAGGACUUCGCCAUCUUUCCUUCCAGUUCUCAAACAUCCAAGUGGGAUCUGUUGACCAGCACAACUCAACCCCAAGAAUCUCGCAAUGAGUACAGCCAAAAAACCUCCACAGCAGCUUCAAGUUCUUCUCGAGGUACAAAGCCCACAAAGACGACCACUGUCGCCACCACAACCACAACCGCAGCUACCACCACCACCACCACACACCGGUCCAGACACACCUGGAGCCCAACCACCACCACCCCCAAAAUGUUGAUACCACCAGUGGGUCACGCUCUGGAAGAUGUUGACAUUACUUUCACCCAGCCGCCAACUCUGCUUAUCAUGCCCAAUGAGAGGGCAGCCGUAGGCGGUACUGGGAAAUCUUCAGAUGCCUGUUUGCUCAACCCCUGUCUUAACGGAGGCACCUGCACAGACAGAGGUGGUCACAUUAAAUGCCUCUGUUUGCCGACGUAUGAAGGAAACUUCUGUCAGGCCGACCGGGAGCGAUGUGAACCGGGCUGGGAUAAAUUUCACGGUUUCUGCUAUCGACACUUCAGCCAGCGUCUGAGCUGGGAGGCUGCAGAGCAGCAUUGCCGCAUGAUGGGAGCUCACCUGGUGUCCAUAAUAACCCCUGAAGAACAGGCUUACAUCAACAACAACUACAAGGAAUACCAGUGGACCGGUCUGAAUGACAAGACCAUUGAGGAUGAUUUCCACUGGUCUGAUGGGAACCCACUGCUUUAUGAGAAUUGGUACAGGGGUCAGCCAGACAGCUACUUUCUCUCCGGAGAGGACUGUGUGGUGAUGGUGUGGCACGAUAACGGACGCUGGAGCGAUGUGCCCUGCAACUAUCACCUUUCAUACACCUGCAAGAAAGGCACCUCCUCCUGUGGACCACCACCAAGGGUCAGAAAUGCCUCCAUAUAUGGAAAAGCUCGACAGACUUACGAGACCAACGCCGUGGUGCGCUAUCGAUGCGCAGAGGGCUUCCAGCAGAGGUUUAACCCCCUGAUCAGGUGUCUGUCUGGAGGGUUCUGGGAGAGGCCGCAGAUCCUCUGCUUGACUGAAGACGGGGGCCUGCCGUCAAUGACCGACAACGAUUUUGCUGCAGCCGAAGAUGAUUUUGAGGCCACUAAAGCGACGCUGCAGUACUGGGACAUCAGGUUCUAAAAGUCAGCCGUGCUCUUCUUGUCUUGCUUUCUCAAACUUUGUUACUGUAACGUGACAGGGUGUAAAGAAUCAGGUGCUUUUUACCAAUGAACCAAUCAAAACAGGAUAAAAAAAAAAACACAGACGCACAAAAAGACACAAAGCAAAACUUCCCACCAGCCAAUGAGAACAAGACUGAGUGCACAGGCAGGGAGAUGAAACGCCCUAUUUCUUGUCCUUUGUAAUAUUUUCUACCGUGUUUGGAUAAGUAUGCUUUAAAUAGUUAGCAAAAAAAAAAUCAAAAAUUCUCCCAGUGAUUACCUGUUAAAUCCCUUUGACUGAAAAGAAAUAAAUGUGUGAACUGUUUGUUAGCAGGUCAGCUCUAAAUCUAUUUUUUCUCAUUGUUAUAUCAAGAACCUUUUUAACAAAAUGGUGCUAAAGUCUUUGAGACAUUUGUAAAGUAUCCAGUAGAAAUGUUUUGCUGUUCUUUGUGUCGUCUUCCUUCUUUGUCAAAGAUUCCUAAAACUCCAAAGUGAACCUUCAACAAACGCUCAAUAAAUACUGUACAUAGAUUCCUUUUCAAAUGAUGUCCGCAUUUUCCAGAGAGAAACUUUUCGUGUCCGGCAGACGCAGUUUUGUUCGUCAGCUUUAUGUUGUAAUAAAGUUUUGUAGAACAGAGCAAAGAAUAAAGCUUUCUCCUAUUUCACCUUCAGUGCUGUGUGUAGACUUCAUGUCAUGUCAUGUAUUUUCUGCCAGUGUGUUACCUGAAACUACAGUCGUGAGAAAGGAAAAGUACACAUCUGUCAGUUCUGAGAUUGUCCGCAUCAGGACAUUAAAAGAAUCAUCUGGUCCUUAGCAGGUCUUAAAUUGAUUUAAAUACAACCUCAGAUGAACAUCGUCACAUGACAUAUUACAGUGUGUCAGUAUUUAUUUAAAAACUAAGCCAGAAUGCAGAAGUAGUCUGUGAACAUUGCAACACCUUAAAUCAUUCUGUUGGAGAUUUGUUGUUCUGCUCAAGGUCACUGUCCUGCUGCAUGACCCAGUUUGAGCUUUAUUUGUCAGACAGAUGGCCUCACAGUUUACUUUACAACACUGUGGUACACAGAGGAGCUCAUGGUCGACUCACUGAAUGCAAACAAGCCCAAAUCAUUAGCCCUCCACCACCGUGCUUCACAGUUAUUUGUCUGUCAUGGACUUUGAUUUAACAUGUUAAGUGAGGCCUUUGGGGAUUUUUUUCUUUUCUUGCACUAUCUGACCUUGGGUUGAAUUUUCUGAGACACCCACUGCAGCUAAGAUAUGAUUAUUUGUGUUAUUAUACACCAGUAAGAGUGUACUUGCAGUACAGGUGAACUUGGGGUGGGAUUUUUCACACGCUGAUUCUGUAUCUUGGCUCAGUAUUUGUUAAAUACAUAAUGUAAUGGUGAGCAAUUUCAUGUUUUUAGUUUCCUCGUUACCUCGAUUUUGACCUGUUGAGAAGAAGAUGAUUAAUGUUCUAAUUAAUGUUCUAACAUGUAAAACCUUUGAAAUGAACGAGGGUGUACUUUGUUUUUCAAAAUUGUAUAUCGGUUUUCUGCCACUGACACUCUGUUGUGUUUCUAUGUGAUUCCACUUUAGUAAGAUAUACUAUAGACUGUGUUUUUAAGGUUUUUUUUUUUUUUGUUAACAUAAGGAAACUCUGAGGAUAAUAUGGCUGCUCAUUCUUUAGAAAUAAAUCACCUUCAUAUUUGCAGCUUACUGAAUUGUGACCUGUUUCUCUUAUACCAUCACCAGAGAAAGAAAAAGAAAAAAUAUCAGUCAGUAAAUCAAAAACUGGAGACAAGUUUUAAACAGGUGAGACUGAAAUUUAAUUAGUGACACUAAUUUAUGAUACUACGCAAAUUCAUUCAUAAGCUAGACGAGUUUUCUUUAGA